AUGAAAGCUUGUCAAUCAGGAAUGGGCUCGUGUCGCUGCUGUCUGAUGGCACAAGAAGUGAAAAGGCUGCAGACGUACUUUAGCACGACUUUGGAUGAAAUAGAGGAGGAAAACAACAAAACAAUAGCAGUUAUUGACAAAGUUAAAGACAGCCGCACUGCCUUCUCUGUGGCUCUACGGGAUACUUUCGGGUGUUACGGGGCGUUCGACAAGGAACGCGUCAUCGUCUACAAACACGUCUUCAUCAAUCUUGGCGGUAGCUACAGCGACGAGACCGGCAUCUUCACCGUUCCACACUCUGGUGUCUACAGCCUCGCCCUCACCGUCUACAGUGACGCCGGCUCUCCUGGUAGCCUCUUGUCUGCCUGCGCCAAUCUGGAGGUUAACGGCCAGGUGGUGGCAGGACCCAGAGAAAACAAUGAGCAAGACCAGGAGGACAGUGCCACCAUUAAUCUGGCCCUCCACCUGAAGGCUGGGGACAAGGUGACUGUCAACCUGCCCCCUGGAUGUUUCCUCUGCGACGACAGCAGCCACUAUAACACUUUCAGUGGUUUUCUGCUUUACCUUGAAGAAGUUUACAAUGCAUAGUGCACUGUGUCUUUGUACCAACUCUUUCCCUUUUAAUGAGGUUAGACGCUGCAAAAUGAAUCUUUCUGUGGAGGUUUAUAGCCCUCAUCUCAAUCUGAUCUUGUUAAGAGUAUCUUUGUUCUGCAACGGCUUAGCUUUUUCUCGCUGAAAUGAUGUCUUGAAUUUCACAUAUCUUUAAAAAUGCAUGUGUAAAAUGACCAGAAAAUCAUUUAUGAUUUUAGACAAAGCAGCUGGCUUUAUAAAUCAUUAUCUAUCAAUAAAUUGCUACAUUGAGGAAAUUGUUGACAGAAUUAAAGUAUUGAAAUAUUACUCUUACUUUGCUGUCCAUUCUUGAGAUUGUUUUGCCUUUUAUUUUAAAUAUGACUUUUAGUUGGUGACACAUAUAUAACAUUCAAAU
Centropristis striata (black sea bass) is the source of this 985-nucleotide messenger RNA. RefSeq names its product complement C1q-like protein 4. The coding region runs from base 1 to 588 and encodes 195 amino acids. NCBI's taxonomy places the organism in Eukaryota, Metazoa, Chordata, Actinopteri, Perciformes, Serranidae. Gene Ontology annotation, molecular function: protein binding. The record is from RefSeq and is a predicted model, not a curated record. The transcript has 3 exons.